UCAAACGUCAGACGAGACUUCCUCAAUCUCACGCGCAGCGAACACCCCUCACUCCUCUCCGUGCGCCGCCGUCGCGUUCCCGCUGUUUAUGGUGAACGACAGAACGACAGAUACUCUGAUUAAUCGACUAUUUUGUAGCAAGAGCAGCCUGAAAAAUCAAUUCUUGAUGGGACAUUAUAAUCUGCAUCGUCAACAUUUGAGGGAGCCGUUAUUCAAACACUUCCUCAAGGCGGUGCGUAGUGAGUAAAGGUUACACCUAGUUCCUCAAUUUAUGACUAUAGGAGAAUGGAGGGCAUUUGUUUCGAGGUCAAACCCAGGGAUGACCCAGUCAAAGCUCACCCUCACUGUGCCCUUGCGCAAACGCUUCCUGGAUCAGAGGGUAAGAGGAAGAAAGAAGAAGAGGACGAGGAGAUUCAGUACAGGCUGACUCUGGUUGGGUCUCUGGCCAUACAUCCACAGACCACCAUGGCAAUGCUUCCCUGGGUGGUGGCUGAAAUACGGAGGCCCCGGCUGGUGGAGAAGAACAGAAACCUUCAAUUCAAUGGUGCUCACUCUCCAGAGGUUCGAGAUCAGCCUGUAGUACUGCAGAUUUCAGCCAAUUCAGUGUGCUGCAUUUUGGACACGGCUGGCCCGGGGAAGCUGUGGGACCCAUUGCAACAUAUGGUUCUGUUUGAUCACAGGCCUCAUCGUAUCACCAAACUCAUUCACAACAGCCAAGAGCCCAGCUAUUUUGGCUGUCUGCUCAGAGAGGAGAAGAAAGCAGCCUGCUACGUAUUCCGCUGCCAGGACCAGACGAAGGUUCCAGAGAUCAUCAGCACUCUCCGGCAGGCCGGCAAAAGUUCUGCCCGACAAGAAGACACUCCCCCAUCUCUGCCUAGCAAUGGUCAGGCAGAUGCCUCCUGCUCCACAGUAACGACGGCUGAUGCAGCAACAGCCUUUGCCAAGAAGUUUGAGGUGUUGUUCUGUGGGCGAGUGGUGGUGGCCCAUAAGAAAGCACCCCCUGCACUAAUAGAUGAGUGUAUCGAGAAGUUUGGACGUGUCAGCGUCACAGGGUCACUUGCAGCGGGCAUCAGGCGGGCGUUCUCACUCAAUCAGAUGGUGAAUGGAACAAACGAGGGGGCAGAUGGAGGAGGAAAGCGACCUCUGUUUUUUAAAAGAGAUCAGAGUUUUCCGUUUCUGCAGGCACUGGAUGAGAACGGCCUCUCACCGGAGCUCCAGCGACGGGCAGCAGACGGAGCCACCGGGGUCCAACCCACUAGCUUACAGGAGAACAGAACCAUGCUGUUCACGAUCGGCCGCUCUCAGAUAUUUCUUGUGAGUCCUGACACUAAGAAAGUGGCCAUCGAGAAGAGCUUCAGAGAGAUUUCCUUCUGUUCCCAGGGUAUUCGUCAUGUGGACCACUUUGGCUUCAUAUGCAGGGAAUCGGUGGAAUGUGGAGGCUGCCAGUUUGUUUGCUAUGUUUUCCAGUGUGCUAACGAAGCUCUGGUGGAUGAGAUCAUGUUGACUUUGAAACAGGCGUUCUCUGUGGCCGCCCUCCAGCAGAACAGUAGGACCCAGAGUCAGCAGUGCGACAGUUGUCCCCUACAGCAGCUGCACAAACUGUGUGACAGAAUAGAGGGUCUUCACCCAUCCAAAGCUAAGCUGGAACUGCAGAAGCAUUUGGCAGGUCUGGAUAAUCAGGAGCAGGCAGCUGUGUUUGAGAGCACCAUGAAAGCCAGGCCUAAGUCAGAUCAGGAAGAAAAUGAGUUGAUUGUGUCAUGUUUGAGACGACUGUACGAGGAGAGGCAAAAGACACACACACACAACGGACAAACAAAAAAGACUUCUCAGGAAGUGGCUGUGAAUGCUGAAGGCACCGUUAGUUCCAGUCGAGUGCGUUUGGAGGAGCUCAAGACUAGAGCGAAAAGAUCCCUCACUGAAUCAUUGGAGGGGAUCUGGAAGGGAAGCAGUAAGUCCAAAUCCCAGAGAGAGAACAGUGAAGGAGAGAGCAACUCCUCUAGCUCCACCACACUGAACAGCACAAAUCAGGAAACAUCAUUGGAGGAGCCCCUCUGCUCUUUCCUUCCCUCCAGCCCGCUCCGCUCCCACAAUUCCACAGGGGAUCUGAAGCAUCUAGAAGGCUCAGGCGGAGGUCAGGAGGGUCCUGAGAGCCCGCCUCAGGGCUUUAGGAGACGUGCAAGCACAAUUAGUCACUCUCCCAUGCUGUCGUCUUCUGAGCCCAGUCUUCCCCCUCUACAACCUACUGCCGCCACCAAGCCCAAACUGGUCCGACACUACUCUGUCAGCACAGAUUCCCCACAUCAGAGCAAUCCUUCUUCCCCUCCGGCCUCUUCCUCUCCUGUGUGUCAGCGGCCGUUGAGGCCUCGUUCAUUUGCUCUUGAUCAUUCCACUCGGCCCCUCAAGCGGAGUCCAUCGGGGCUGAGUGGCUUUAGAGCGAGAUUACACUCCUCCUCUUCUGUUCCAAAUUUCCUCAAAUUUCUGGCCCCAGUAGCAGAGAGUGAUGAUACCAGUGACUCUCAGAGGAAGAGUGACGUAGCAGCCCUGUCUAGUCCUGGAGCAGUGUGUGUUGUUGGGGAUGACAGUCCAUUACGUAACCGGAGACACUCCUGGAGACAACAGAUCUUCUUAAGAGUCGCCACACCACAGAAGGGCUCAGACUCCAAAGAAUCCACCUUAGAGGUUAGCAACAGACUGGCUCUGGGAGGUGGAGUGGGGGGCGGGGACAGCGUCCUGGGGGCGGUGCCAGAGGAGAGGAGAAAGAGGAGUGGGGCGGAGCUAAGAGCAUUAUGGAGAAAAGCAAUUCUUCAACAAAUUCUCCUGCUGCGGAUGGAGAGAGAGAAUCAGAAACUACAAGCCUCAGAGAGUGAUCUGCAGUGUAGACGACUGAAGCUGGACUAUGAAGAGAUCACACCAUGUCUGAAAGAUGUCACGCUGGUCUGGGAGAGAAUGCUCAGCACCACUGGGAGGUCAAAGGUCAGAUUUGACACUGUGGAGAUCCACAAAGCUGUGGGACAAGGUGUCCCUCAUCAGCAUCGAGGAGAGAUUUGGAAGCUUCUAUCAGAACAGUAUUUGCUGAGGAAGGAGGUGCCCAGCACCAAACCUCCUAACAACGACACUCCUUACAAAGAGCUUCUGAAGCAGCUCACAUCCCAACAGCAUGCCAUCCUUAUAGACUUGGGACGUACUUUUCCCACUCAUCCGUAUUUCAGUGCUCAGCUGGGUGCUGGCCAGCUGUCUCUUUAUAAUCUACUGAAGGCAUAUUCUCUGCUGGACCCAGAGGUGGGCUACUGCCAGGGCUUGAGUUUUGUGGCCGGCGUGUUGCUGCUCCAUAUGAGUGAGGAGGACGCAUUCCACAUGCUCAAAUUCCUUAUGUACGACAUGGGGCUGCGGAAACAGUACAGGCCUGAUAUGAUCAUACUGCAGAUUCAGAUGUAUCAGCUGUCUCGUCUGCUUCAUGACUAUCACAGGGAGUUGUACACCCAUCUGGAACAGUACGAGAUCGGCCCCAGUCUCUACGCCGCUCCCUGGUUCCUCACCGCCUUCGCGUCACACUUCCCUCUUGGAUUUGUGGCUCGAGUGUUCGACAUGCUGUUCCUUCAGGGAUCGGAGGUCAUCUUCAAGGUGGCUUUGAGUCUGCUCGGUAGCCAUAAGCCUCUGAUUCUGCAGCACGACAAUCUUGAGUCAAUUGUUGAGUUCAUCAAAACAACCUUACCCAAUCUGGGCCUUGUGCAAAUGGAAAAAACAAUCAAUCAGGUGUCUGAGAUGGAUAUCAGUAAGCAGCUGCAGGCCUAUGAGGUGGAAUAUCAUGUUCUUCAGGACGAGCUCUUGGAUGGUCCCUCCACUCUCAGCCAAUCACAGCGCGUGGCCCAGUUGGAGAAGACCAAUGGAAGCCUCCGACAGCAAAACUUAGACCUCCUAGAGGAGCUUCAGGUUGCCCACGCUAAGAUCAGAUGGCUGGAGACUCGUGUUGAUGGUCUGGCGAGUCGAGAGGCUGAGCUACAGUCGGAGGUAAAGACUCUCCAGCAGGAACGGACAGAGCUGCAGCAGACUGUAUCCAAACUCAGAGAUCUCCUCAGCAGCCUGGAUAUAAACAGCUCCAUCCCUGACCAAGAAAACUUCACCAACACAAACAACAACCUAUGACUCUGCCAAUUAGGAUACACAGUCUAGCUCCUCCUUUAAACAUCACAUCUAUUGGAAGGUGACGCCUUCUUAUUGGAGGUGGACAGGUAGGUUUUCAGAGCACUGAAGAUCCUUCACCUUAGGUCUCUUUGAAGACUCUUUUAGAGUAUCUCGCCGGAACUGAUUAAAACAUUAAACAGCUCAGAAAAAUCACUGAGAUUUCCUUCCUUUCUGGUUCUUAUGGCAUUUGUGACUGACGUUUACUUUCUGAAUCGAGAAAUUAAUUUUUAAUCCAAACUCCUUUUUUACACUCCCUGCUGUUGUUUUGGCGUUGCUAAAAUGGCAUUGACCCCAGCAAAGCCUCUUAAUGUAGAUUUGAUUGGCGUUUAGGCAUCAGAUUGACAGUUCCCCAGUAAGCACUGAACAGCCCACUGAAAGGCUAUGGAUAAAUGCACUCUUGUUGUGCAGCGUAUCGUUUGCACCCUGUUCUUACUUUGUGUGAAUGUUUGUGUGUGAGCAUGUAUGUAUGUAUGUGGAAAUCUACCGUUGUAUUCCAGUGCAAUAUAAACUAAAAAAAAAGACAACCCUCCAGAACACUGUAAACCUGCACAAUCUUCUGUUCUAACAGAAAUCGACGAGGAGCUCAGAUCUUUUUUUGUGCUUUCAAUCUGAGACUCAGACCGAAUGCUGCUGAUUUACGCAGAAAUCACUCAUUCACACUUUGCAGAAAUAACAUUAAAACUUUUCAAACAAUAGUCAGUCUUUUUCAUUGUUACACAAAAAAUGCAAAAUGCGAUAUAAGCACAGUAUCCACCAGUUUGUUCAUUUGGAUUUUGAGGUGUCCACUAAUGGCAUUUUAGCUACUUUGUUUCACUGCUGUUGAUAUGGUACUCAAUAAACCAAAGAUCGGAUUACAUUUCAGGACUUCUGCUGUGACAGACCACACGUCGGGUGCGUAGAUGUGUGUGUUUGUCUGAACACACUGUGCGCGAGUGUCUGUUUUAAAUGCGCUUUCAAGAGUUGUCACCUCACCUCUGUAUCUGAGUGUGAAAUGUUUUGACAGAUGGAAAUAAAGGGGUGUGUGCGAAUAAGAAAGAAAACAGAUCAUCUUGCAUCAUUUGCGUGACAAUAUGUCCUUAACCUUUGACCUCAGACGCGUUUCUGGAGAAUUCCAUUUGUGUUUUCCAGUGUUUGAAAAAAACAGGGACAUCAUUAAAACAUCAUUCUUGAUGAAGUGCUUUAUUUUUAUUGGUUUUUAUGUAGAGUGUUCUUAUUAUAUGGAUUAAAAACAGUUUAAAUGAA
Puntigrus tetrazona (Sumatra barb) is the source of this 5424-nucleotide messenger RNA. RefSeq names its product TBC1 (tre-2/USP6, BUB2, cdc16) domain family, member 1 (gene tbc1d1). The transcript is spliced from 24 exons. The record is from RefSeq and is a predicted model, not a curated record. The coding region runs from base 286 to 4143 and encodes 1285 amino acids. NCBI's taxonomy places the organism in Eukaryota, Metazoa, Chordata, Actinopteri, Cypriniformes, Cyprinidae.